AUGCAAGACAGAUCAAACAGAUGGGAUCGGUUGGAAUUGAUAUUCAGCCGCAAAGCCCCAGGGAUGAAGGCUCGUCAUUCGCAGGCAUUUUCGUCUCGACUGCGCAAAAACGCUGUCGCAGGAAUCGGCGACGUUCGACGGCGCUGCAGAAAGCCCGGGGAAGCGCUGCCGGGGCCGUUAGCCGCUUUCGGCCUAGCGGUCCUUCACAGUCCGGGCGCGGCAAACAUCGCGACUCUCCCAAACUUCAACUUCGCCGAAACGCCAUGCGACCUGCAGACCGGCCUCGAUCCUCGACCUCCUCGCGCCGCCUCUGGUCGCCUGGACGCCGCUUCGUGGUUUCACAUUCUUCCCUCCACCCCCCCCAUCGCAUCACAUCACGCCCGCCAACCCCCAUCCGGACAACCCACACGCUCGCCCAGAGACACUUCGGGGACACAACACAUGCACACGCGCCUUGUGCUGUGA
Talaromyces rugulosus is the source of this 465-nucleotide messenger RNA. RefSeq lists its product as uncharacterized. Lineage: Eukaryota; Fungi; Ascomycota; Eurotiomycetes; Eurotiales; Trichocomaceae. The transcript is spliced from 2 exons. The record is from RefSeq and is a predicted model, not a curated record. Bases 1 to 465 code for a protein of 154 amino acids.